UGCAUGCGCAAUGUCAGAGUUUUGAGCCGAAUCAAUGUAGGCCAUUCAACAGUGGAUGUGAGAUCUCACAAUUGCAAUACAAAUUUCUCUUCAGAUCGAGUUUAAUUCGAGACUCAGAUCUAGUGUGGCCAUCAUGACGAGCAGCUCGAAGCGGAAAGAGGAGGUGCACGUGCAGAAUGGAGGAGUCAAGCAGUCCACAUGGAGCAAAGCGAUCAGCUGUAGAGCAGUGUGGGAAGAGAAGGAUGAGUUUUUAGAUGUGGUCUACUGGUUUCGUCAGAUCAUCGCCAUCAUUCUGGGUGUAAUAUGGGGCGUUGCGCCACUGAAAGGGUUUCUAGGUAUAGCUAUAUUCUGUGUGAUCAACGCAGGCAUUCUGUACAUGUACUUUAGCAGUUUUCAGCAGGUGGAUGAGGAGGAGUAUGGAGGGAUGUGGGAGCUCACUAAAGAAGGCUUCAUGACUUCAUUUGCUUUGUUCCUGGUGGUGUGGAUCAUUUUCUACACGGCGCUACACUACGACUGAGAACACACCGGAAACCCAUAGUCCUGGAGAGACAAUGAUGGACAUUUUAUUUAAUGUGAUGAUGAAGGGCUGGAGCUGCUGCUGCUCAAGGCAUCUGUUUAUGUGACCAGCAGCAUGUUUGGGCCUCGACGAACAGCUGCAUUGUGGGUACAUCUCCAUAACCUUGUUGAACCCAGGGCGAAUGUUGUCCAGUGCACUGCCACGGCUUUUGGGUUGAUGCUGUUGUUUUGGUUUUUCCUAUUUUUCUUGUUUGAAUGCUGCUGUAUCAAACACAAUUGAACUUAAAUUGAUGUUUUUUUGUUUGAUUCACAAUUGGCUUAUGACCAGUAAGUCAAAUAGCAGUGUGUAAAUUCUGUACAAUUUCAUUUUAUCAAGUCCAUAAUGUAUUCAUUUCUUAUGUCUUGAUGUAACAUACUUCUCAGUAUUUUAUAGUGUAUUCAUGGAAAUAUGAAUGUUCUGUAUGCUUUUUAUGAUUAAUAAGACAUUAAUGAUGCUGUAGAGAGACUAUUUUCUGGCCGAGAUGUUUUGGAGAAAAAAAUUAAACCUGGGCAUUGUCUGCCCCACACUUUUCAACAGAUGUUCUGCUGGACUCAGUGAUUUUAUCCAUGAACUCAAUUUGUAAAACUGCACUAGAAUUGUUUUAUUUGAAAUUCUGUCCUCCAAAUAACUUUUAUAUAUCACCUAUAGUGCAUAAAGUUAACAUUCAUUCAUUUCAUUCAAAAUGUGAUCAAGGCUGGUUGCUUAUGAGAGUUUUUAUUCAUAUUGAACAUUCAUUAACCACAAACUGAACUCGUUUAGAGUGUGUCAGGUGCUUAUUUCAUUUCCGUAUGUUAUAACCACCUAUGAUAACAAAAAAAUGCCAUGCAAUAAUUCUGUAUAUAUUACUGAAUAAUUGGCAUUUGCUUCUACUGUACAGGACAACUAUUAGCUUGGAUUACAUAUUGGCAAAGUUUAAAACUAAGCAUAGUACAAAAGUAUACAUUGUUCAAUAAAGUUACAUUGAUGUAUAUAUAUCAUUAUUACAUUGCUGGGUCAUUACUUUUAUUUAUUAUUGAAAUAUGUUCCUUGAGGUUCACUUAUAAUUUUAUUAUAAAUGUAAGUGUUUUGCACAAAAAAACAGUUCUAUAUAAAGAAA
Xyrauchen texanus (razorback sucker) is the source of this 1652-nucleotide messenger RNA. Its product is annotated as respirasome Complex Assembly Factor 1-like. The coding region runs from base 134 to 517 and encodes 127 amino acids. Gene Ontology annotation, biological process: mitochondrial respirasome assembly. Lineage: Eukaryota; Metazoa; Chordata; Actinopteri; Cypriniformes; Catostomidae. The record is from RefSeq and is a predicted model, not a curated record. The transcript has 4 exons.